CUGCACAGCCGGGUAAUGAGGCUUCUCGGAGAGGGACUCUGGUUCUGUUAGGCGGCCCCACAAACCCGGAAAAGCGCGCAGCACAUCUCAGAGUUAGAUCCCGCUGGACCCCAGACCCCGGGCUGGGGCGGCCGGCAUGUCGGAUGCACGGAAGGAGCCUGACGAGGCAGACGACAGCCAGUGCGACUCGGGCAUAGAGUCGCUGCGCUCUCUGCGCUCCCUGCCCGAGCCUGCUGCGGCCCUAGUCUCCGGACCAUCGCACAGAGGCUGUCCACAGCCCUGGAGCCACCCUCCAGAGACCCACAAGGAACCAGGGGAGAAAGAAGAUGCAGACGGAGAGCGGGCGGACUCCACCUAUGCCUCCUCCUCUCUCACUGAGUCCUUGCCCUUGCUGGGGAGACCCGAAGUGGAGGACCCGGCCCCAGGCUCACCGCCGCCCCACACGGAGGUACUGAGCCCUCAGCAACUCGAAGCGCUCACAUACAUCUCUGAAGAUGGAGACACGCUGCUCCACCUGGCAGUAAUUCACGAAGCCCCAGCGGUGCUGUUCUGUUGCUUGACUUUCCUGCCCCAGGAAGUUCUGGACAUUCAGAACAACCUUUACCAGACAGCACUCCAUCUAGCUGUUCACCUGGACCAGCCAGAUAUAGUUCGAGCACUGGUGCUGAAGGGAGCCAGCCGGGUACUACAGGACCAACACGGUGACACAGCCCUGCAUGUAGCCUGUCAGCGCCAGAAUCUGGCCUGUGCAUGCUGCCUGCUGGAGGAGCAGCCAGAGCCAGGCAGAGAGCCAUCUCACCCCCUGGACCUCCAACUGAAGAACUGGCAAGGUCUGGCCUGUCUCCACAUCGCCACAUUGCAGAGGAACCAGCCACUCAUAGAACUGCUGCUUCAGAACGGAGCUGACAUUGACGUACAGGAGGCCACCAGUGGGAAGACUGCACUGCACCUGGCUGUGGAAACCCAGGAGCGCAGCCUGGUACAGUUCCUGCUCCGGGCUGGUGCCCGGGUAGAUGCCCGCAUGCUCAAUGGUUGCACGCCUUUGCAUCUGGCAGCCGGCCGCGGCCUCAACAGCAUCUCAUCCACUCUGUGUGAGGCUGGUGCCGACUCCCUGCUGUUGAAUGUAGAAGAUGAGACACCCCAGGACCUGGCUGAGGAUCUCCUUUCUUAUUUGCCCUUUGAUGACCUGAAAAUCUCCGGGAAGCCACUGCUGUGUACUGACUGAAGCCAGGCCAGGGGUCCCACCUUUUCCUACCUGGAAGCUGGAGCCACAGCUGCUGCAGUUGGGGCCCAAGCAACAUGCCCCUCCGCAGAGGCCAGAGCAUGGGGGCUAGUGUAGUCCUAACAGGAGAGGAAGGAUUGCAAACAAGGAAGCCGGUCUGGAAGGAAGAACUUCCCAGGUGGACAGGAUAGAGAUUCUUGAAAGACCCUCAAAGCCUGCUUGCUUCUGUUGAAGAUGGCAUGGGCUGAAACUGACAACCAUCAGGAAAACGGAUGAGCAAACAGGACCCUGAGGGGCCUUACCUAAAACCCCUUUGUGAGCAUGCUUGGGACUGGAGGUUGAACCUAGAGCCUCCCAAUGGGCAAGCUUACUAUCAAGUAGCUCUGUCCCCAGCCUUCUUUUUACUUUUAAUUUUGUGGCAGGGUCUCACUAGGUUGCCUGAGAUGGCCUGGAACACACUCUGUAGCCAAAGCAGUCCUUGAACUAGGAUCCUUCUGGGAUUAUGGGUCUGAUGGCAGUGGGCCCGGGAAAAAGACUUCAUACAUAAGGCUCCAAACUGAGCCUUUGGAAAGGAAUAAUUCUGUAACAUGACACUAAAAUGGAAGAGAGAGACUUUAAAAAAAAAUGUUUCCCUUCUACAAUUGUUUGCAUAGGCAGGCCGGACCUGUGAUCCUGGGGUAAAGACAGAGACGGGGGAGUAGGGCCUUGCUGUUAUAAUUCUGCUGGCUUUCCCUGUCACCUGGGUAGCAGAAUUAUAUUAUAACACUUACUGGGUAGGGUGGGAGGCCUGGGAGUUCUCAGGCCUGCUUCCUGCCAGCACAGACACAUCUCCUUCAUGUGGGAAUGGUCAGGGAUGGAGGAAUUUGGAGACAUUUCCCUAGAGAUGCUGGGGACAUUGAGCACAAGAGAGCUGCUGCAACUCUACUUUCCUUCCCCUUGAGGGCCCUGCUAGGUCAGGCCCAUGACCGGCAUGAAGAACAUAUUAAAACUAUAGGCAACU
Molecule: messenger RNA, 2222 nt
Organism: Microtus ochrogaster (prairie vole)
Lineage: Eukaryota; Metazoa; Chordata; Mammalia; Rodentia; Cricetidae
Gene: Nfkbie
Product: NFKB inhibitor epsilon
Biological process (GO): cellular response to tumor necrosis factor
Cellular component (GO): cytosol
Molecular function (GO): NF-kappaB binding
Source: RefSeq, a predicted model, not a curated record